GGCCACUCCUUGGCAAGAGAGGUAAGGUGCUCUGUGUUUCAUACCUGUAAUUACUGGGAAUCUAGCUCGGGUAGACUUCUACCCAGGAGCCAGCACUUGGACCUAUAUAAGGCACUGAGCUCAAGUCCUUCUGCCUCUCUGCAACUGACCAGUCUUCAGUCAUGAAGCUCUAUUGCCUCCUCCUCACAUUUCUCCUGGUGCUGCUGUCGCCUUUUCCAGCUUUUAUCCAAGCAAUCAACAAUCCAUUCACUUGUUUGAUCAAAGGAGGCAUAUGCUGGGGUCCAUGUUCUAAAGAUUUUCGACAGAUUGGCACUUGUGGCAUUCCUAAAUCCAGGUGCUGCAAGAGAAAAUAAAUAAGAAGACCAAGAACCAGUGAGACAAACAAAGCACCAGAAUUUGUUCCUCCACGAAGGCACACGAUGCUUAAACCAAAUUAAAGUACUUCGUUUAAAUACAAA
Molecule: messenger RNA, 458 nt
Organism: Acomys russatus (golden spiny mouse)
Lineage: Eukaryota; Metazoa; Chordata; Mammalia; Rodentia; Muridae
Product: beta-defensin 4-like
Exons: 2
Coding region: 162-353 (63 amino acids)
Biological process (GO): cell chemotaxis; defense response to bacterium
Cellular component (GO): extracellular region
Molecular function (GO): chemoattractant activity; CCR6 chemokine receptor binding
Source: RefSeq, a predicted model, not a curated record